Molecule: messenger RNA, 1747 nt
Organism: Botrytis cinerea B05.10
Lineage: Eukaryota; Fungi; Ascomycota; Leotiomycetes; Helotiales; Sclerotiniaceae
Gene: Bcyth1
Product: Bcyth1
Exons: 2
Coding region: 289-1071 (260 amino acids)
Molecular function (GO): RNA binding; metal ion binding
Source: RefSeq, a predicted model, not a curated record
GUUCUCACUUUCUGUACACCCACACGCAAGUUGAGGUUCGGAUACUGAUCCAUAUAAUGUGAAUCUUCUCUUUCAGUCAUAAUACAUAUCGUACUGUCCAGGUAAAUUCAAGGCACAUUCUAGUCUGCCUGUCUAAUAAAACAAGGCUCAACGCGUACAUUGAGUUUCACCAGAUUCGCAAUCAUCUACAUAAGUCGCCUGCUUCGCUCCCUCCGGCAGAUCAUAUUGCCAAACCAUUCAAUCAGCAACGACAACGCCAGUUCUCGGCCGAUCCAUAAGAUAGCGAACAUGGCUGAAAUACUACAACAGAAACCUAGUGCUUUCUCAGCACAGGCUUCAGCUUCUGCAGCCCAGCAAAUUCUAAAUCACAAAGCUCCAGCAUACAAGUUUUCGUUCACACCUUUUCUAUUUAACAACUAUCGCAUGGGUAUUUCGCCCGAUCGGCCUACGUGUAAAGCAUACCUUCAAGGGCACUGUCCUCUUGGUACUAAUUGCCCUGAUAAGCAUGCUGCCAAUCCCAACAACUCGUGGAAUUUCAACAAUAUGGUUUGCAAACAUUGGCUGAGGGGCCUUUGCAAAAAAGGUGAAACCUGUGAGUUUCUUCACGAGUUCAACUUGAGGAAGAUGCCGGAAUGCAACUUCUUUGUAAAGAACGGGUAUUGCUCUAAUGGAGACGAGUGUCUUUAUUUACAUGUUGAUCCGGCCUCAAAAAUGGGAAAUUGUCCGCACUAUGAUAAGGGAUUUUGUCCCUUGGGUCCUAGGUGCUCCAAAAAGCACAUUCGCAAAGCAUUGUGCGAAUUCUACCUAGCAGGAUUUUGUCCAGAUGGACCCAAAUGUAAAAAGGCUCAUCCCAGAUGGCCUUCUGACUUACCGAAGCCAACUAUCAAGGUCGAGAGGGAUCCAGAAGAAGUUGCCGAAGAACAAGCGAGAAUCAGAGAAAAUGCAGAGAGAGAAGCGGACAGAGAAAGAGGAUUUGGAGAAGGACGACCUAGACAAAGAUGGAGGGGUGGUUUUAGCUAUCGUGGAAGGGGAGGUGGAGGCGAAAGGGGUCAACGUGGGCGCGGACAUUAAAGAUAUGCGAUGCGAAACCAAAUCUCAAUUCAUAUGCAGCUCAUGAGGGGAACCCUGAUGAACCACAAUUAUGGGGUCUCGAGCUAUUUUUCACCAGGACAAAUUACUCCGUACUAUAGACUUCCACGUUGUGGGUUACACAGGCCUUCCACUCCAUACCCAUCAAAAUUAUAUCGACCUCGUUGGCCAUCUCACCGCUACUAACAAAGAAAACGGGUCUGUCAUGCAAGGCAAGCCCCAUCCUUCCCGCAACAUAUGCAUGAAAGCCAUCUUCAUCACAACAAGGCUGAGACACGACUAAAAAGCUGGACACUACCAGCCACUUUCUGAACAGGGUACCGAGCGAUUCAGCCAAUAGAGCGAGCUGCGUCAUGCAAACAUUCCCCAAAGUGGAAAAGCUCAAUGGCUUAGUGUUGAUCAAUUCCCUUCCUGUCAUCUGUAUUUCUACAUGGGAUGAUUAUCUCAACCACAUCGGUCUGGAACAUCGUGAUGUUCCCAGGCACGGGGACGGCCUGGCUUGGAUCAUAACGAAUAUCAAGCCUGUUUCAUGCCGAAUUUAGACUUACCAAUAGCGCAAUGCAAAUUAUAUUCCAUGAAUUAAGAACUGGCAUGGGUUUUUGUUGGAGCCAGUACUAUCGAGGAGAAGUAUGCGAUGGAAGAGAUAAAUAACACUCCA